Molecule: messenger RNA, 2339 nt
Organism: Biomphalaria glabrata
Lineage: Eukaryota; Metazoa; Mollusca; Gastropoda; Planorbidae
Product: pre-mRNA 3'-end-processing factor FIP1-like
Exons: 16
Coding region: 273-1886 (537 amino acids)
Cellular component (GO): mRNA cleavage and polyadenylation specificity factor complex
Molecular function (GO): RNA binding
Source: RefSeq, a predicted model, not a curated record
UUUGACUGACCUAUGUAUAAGACUAAGAAAUUCUACAUUUUUAAAGUAACUGCGAAAUCAUGUGAAAAAAAAAAGAAAAUGUUCUUUUCUUAUUUAGAUACAAAAUAGAUCUAUAGAUCUAGAUAUAGAUAUGUUCUGGCCACAUAGACCUAGACAUCUAUAUAUAGAUCUAUAUAGAUAUUUAAUUUGACCAGAUAAUCCAGAUUUAGAAUAUUUGUUUCGCUUCAAAUCAAUAAAACCUAAACAUUACAAGUUUUUAAUGUAUUUUAGCAAUGGCCGCUUCAGUUGCAGCUACCUUACCUGAAGAUGAUGAAGAUUGGUUAUACGGAGAUGAAAAGGAGAAGAAGAAUGAACCAGCACAGAUUAAUAAUAGCUUUGUAAUAAAAAAAGAGGUUGACAUAGAGGCUGGUGAACUAGAGAGUGGUGAUGGCAGUGAACUUCAAACUAAAGAGCCUGAAGAAAUUGCGGCUGAACCAGUCCCUGUGACUGAGAAUGGGAACAAUGGUGUGGAGGAGGAUGAAGACGAUGAGGAGGAUGAUGAUGAUGACAAUGUGCAAGUUACUAUCGGAGAUAUUAGAACUUGGACUGGUGCUGACACUACACCUAGAAACUUGUUUAAAAGUGGACAAAAUUAUCAAAAGGCUGGAGCUGCUGUUCCCACAAAGCCUGCCCCUGCCACAAAAGGGCUGGACAUUGAAGCAGUGGGAACUAUCAACGGCACACCUGUAUAUGACUUUGAUCUGAACUCCUUAAGUACAGAUGAGAUGCCUUGGAGGAAACCAGGUGCUGAUAUAACUGAUUACUUCAACUAUGGCUUUACUGAAGAAACAUGGAAAGCAUAUUGUGAGAAGCAAAAGCUUCUUCGUACUGAAACAACUGGAGGGAUAGCUGUCCUCUCUCACUCAGUCUCUAGACAUAGCAAUUCACUUGUUUCACAUUCAGACAAACUUACACCUCCAUCUGUGACUCAAAGCUCAGCCAUAUCAACCAUCAGUAGCAUCAACUCUAACAGCAAUCAGAACAUUAUCACAAUAGGUGUCAUUGGCGGCAGCUCUAGUCGGCGUAAAGACGAUUCCAGCCAUGAGCAACCUAUUCCAGUUUCAUCAACUUAUAACCGAAGUAUACCAAUGAAUUUUAGUCAACCUCCACCAACUUUACUCAACACAAAUAUUCCUCCGCCAGGGAUGACAAUAAAUCCAUUCACAGCACCUCCUCCAAGUUUUGAAGCAUACUACAACCCAACGACUUUACCUACAGUAGGAACAACAGCCUUUGCAGGGGCGUUCCCACCAACAUUCCCACCACCCUAUGGAGAUCCACAUCCGCCAGCAGUUACAGCCCCACAGCAGCAUUGGGAUACCAGUUACAGUCGAAUUAGGGGAGGUCAAUCUCAGUUUGGCUAUCCAGACCGUGACAGGUGGGAAUCUAGUCGUAGAGAUAGAGACAGAGAUCGAAGCCCACGCAGAGAUGAUUAUGAGGAUAGGAUGUACAGAGACAGAGAUAGAGACCGUGAUCGUGAUUGGGACAGGGGUCGCAGCAGAGACAAGGAUAGAGACAGGAGUCGGGACAGAGAAAGGGAUCGGGAGCGUGAUAGAGAAAGAGACCGAGAUAGGGACAGAGAUAGAGACAAGUCGAAAUCAAGAGACAAAGAUUCCUCCAGGAACAGAGAUCGUGAUACAUCGCGGAACAGAGAAUCUAUACGUUCAAAAGAAAGAGAUGAUAAGCACAAAUCAUCACGAAGGAAACACAGAGAGAGGGACAGAGAGGAAUCAGAUUCAGAGUCCAACAGGAGUUCAAGCAAACAAAAGAAAACCAAAAGACGUAAAGAAGAAAAAGAAGAGGAACCCUCAGCGCCAGGGACUGAAGAAGAAAAACCCAAAGAAUGAUUGCAUCUUAGAAAUGAGUUCAUCAAAUUCAACUAAAAGUAGUUCAAAAUUGUACAAUUUGAUAGUUUUGGUACAGUUGAACAAUCGGGUGAAAUUGGUUCAUUUUGUUCAGUAACCGAAUGUUUGAAAAACUAGAACAAAUGGUUCUAGUGAUCUUGCUUUUGAAUUGUGCCCGAAAUGUUUGAAACAUUUUGUGUAAGACUCUGCUAUUGAAUUAUGUUGUCAUGCUUGAAUAUACCUGAUCUGUGUAUGAAUUUUGAGUGAGAGCUUGUUUUUAUUGUCCACAUUUUAAAAUAUUUGUGUUCCUAAAGUUGAUAGCUUAUGUACAGAAACUGAUCUGAGACAAGAUAUUUGAUUGUAGAAUUUUAAACAAGUUAUUUGGCUGUAGGUAUUCCAAGUUUAGAUUGGUUGAAAAUAUUUUUGGCAUGUUUCAAUAAAAUUGUAAAGUUUUUA